AUGCCUUCUCUUCAAGUUUUCUACCAGCCCAGGGCUGUUAUGCGUUUCCUGAUUGUGUGCUUAAUUCUGGAGACUGCCCAUGGCCAGAUCACUUGGCGUAAUCUACUUUCACUAAACAUGAAAAUUUCUCCAAUGAAAAAUGCAAAUCAAUUUGAAGUGAAACUCACAAUUACAAACAAUGAAAAUAAAUGUAUGGCGGUAAGAGCCAGUACUAAGGACAAUUCAUACAUCACGUACCUUAGUACUCAUGCAACAUACACGGCUUGCAUAUGUGCCACAGACGACUUCUUCUGGAAAAUCCAAGUCUCUGCAAAUGCUGUCAUACAAGGGAAGGCAGAAGUUGUGCCAGCUAAGGGCAUAUGUCCUGACCUGGAGAAUGUAUUCCCAACAACUGGAUACAAAGGGACUAUUACACAUGAAAUCAUUUUAACACCAUAA
This is a messenger RNA of Microtus oregoni (creeping vole), 438 nucleotides long. Its product is annotated as prolactin-inducible protein homolog. The coding region runs from base 1 to 438 and encodes 145 amino acids. Lineage: Eukaryota; Metazoa; Chordata; Mammalia; Rodentia; Cricetidae. Gene Ontology annotation, cellular component: extracellular region. The record is from RefSeq and is a predicted model, not a curated record. The transcript has 4 exons. Gene Ontology annotation, molecular function: aspartic-type endopeptidase activity. Gene Ontology annotation, biological process: proteolysis; regulation of immune system process.